This is a messenger RNA of Adineta ricciae, 933 nucleotides long. NCBI's taxonomy places the organism in Eukaryota, Metazoa, Rotifera, Eurotatoria, Adinetida, Adinetidae. The record is from the annotation of a GenBank genome assembly.
AUGAAAAACGAACGAACUGGCACAAGACAAGAAAGCUCAACGAGUCGUUCAUCUUUCGAGAGUGGUUCAAGUCGAUAUUUUAAUGCACUAGAUAUCGGACAUUCUGUUUUUGCAAGAUCGGAAUAUUAUGAUGACAUGAUUUCCAAACAUCCAUGGUUACGUCGACCGUGCUCACGAAAUUCUGGUAUUCCAUUUCCAGCUAUAGCCGAUACACCGUGUUCACCUCGUCAUGAUGAAAUAGCAAGACCACGGAUUCGUCGUGAAAAUCAUAUUCGACAAGAAUUCUUCGAUAAUAUUGGGAACUAUGCAUACAGCGGUGUGCCACCUGCUGCAUUGAAAGUAGAAUGUUCUCAACGCCUUGUUGAACUUGCUGUACCAAGAGGAUCAUUGUCCAAUAAUCAACAAAAAAGCUCCCAAUCUCAACAGCAAACACAGGGCAAGAAUACUUCACAACAAAAUCAAGGAAAGAAUCAACCACCACCACAAUCCCGAAGCAAGAGUGCUCAGCAACAAAACCAAGGAAAGAACCAGCCACCACCACCACAGCCACAAUCUCAAAGCAAGAAUGCUCAACAACAAAACCAAGGAAAGAACCAACCACCACCACAGCCACAAUCUCAAAGCAAGAGUGCUCAGCAACAAAACCAAGGAAAGAACCAACCAGUACCACAGCCACAAUCUCAACCACAAGGCAGGAGCGCUCAACAACAACAACAGGGUAAGAACCAACCAGUACCACAGUCACAACAACAAGGAAAAAGUGCUCAGCAACAACAAGGAAAGAAUGUGCCACAACAAAACCAAGGGAAAAGUCAACCAGCACCACAGCCACAAUCUCAAGGCAAGAACGGUCAACAACAACCACAAGGAAAGACUCAACUAGCUCAACAAUCAAACGCAAACAAUCCACCAGAAAAAUCGAAACGUAAAUGA